AUGGAGGGAGAGUCCAUGCCCGAUGCUCCAAUCCCUCAAACCCUGCGACUCCAGACCACCGUCUCCGAAUUCCCCGUGUCUUCCCUGUCACCCUCGUUCAAACUAGAUGAAGGUUACUCUGACGAGACCAGAAGCCAGGCAGAUAAGGAGCUAGGAUCGGACAAUGUCAUGACGCUUCCAAAUUGGGUGCUUGCCCAGAGCGAAGCUGGCAGAGCUGAGCUCGCAUACAGUAUUCUCCGAUCCCUCCGAACCUCGAGCAUUGCCGCAGUGGUUGAGCGACUGAACCCUAUUCUUCACAUGGAUCCGGUGAUCAAGCUUCCACCUGAGAUUACAUGGGAGAUAUUUUCCUACCUCGAACCUCGAAUGCUCCUGAAUGCUUCGCUCGCAUCUCGCUCAUGGCGUGACCGGAUUCUAGACUCGGGCCUGUGGAAGUUUCUUUAUAUAUCUGAAGGCUGGCGAAUGGAUGUGCCUGCGAUUCGUGCGUAUGAGCAGGAACAUUUCGAGGCCAUCUCACCCCAGACGCGCAAGUCCCGCCUACGACACUCUGAACCGGACCUCGAAGAGCCCAAGCACAAAAAGCGUGUACCCCCGACCUGGCUUGAUUCACGAACCGCCGAAGACCAAGGACCCACUGUAUUUGGGCCCGCGCCUGAAGCCGACGACGAAGGUGAUCACCUUAUGACCGAUGAUGAUGAUCGCGCUACAGAGUCGCUUGCCAUUAAUCCAAAAUUGCCAUUGCCAAAUCCUCUUCCUCAAGUCUUUCCACCACUCUACCCACCUCUACGAUCAUCUCUUCUCCUACGAUCUCCCAACGGCAGUGCCAAAGUCAACUUUACCCACCUUUACAAGCAGCGCAGACGGCUAGAAGCAAACUGGCACCAUGGCCGAUACACCAAUUUCCAGCUACCGGACCCAUCCUACCCAGACGAGGCUCACCGAGAGUGUGUCUAUGCGAUUCAAUUUGAAGGGAGGUGGCUGGUGAGCGGGAGUCGAGACAGGACUGUGCGAGUCUGGAAUCUAGACACAAAGCGAUUGUGGCACCCACCACUAGUGGGACAUGUGAAGUCGGUUCUCUGCCUUCAGUUUGACCCUCGUCCCGAGGAAGAUAUCAUCAUCUCUGGAAGCAGUGACAGGACCGUCAUCAUAUGGAAAUUUUCCACCGGAGAGAUGCUCCACCAAAUCACCAGAGCGCACGCUGACUCCGUGCUCAACCUCAAAUUUGAUCACCGGUACCUUGUAACCUGCUCCAAAGACCGAACUGUCAAGGUGUGGAACCGCCGGGAUCUCCUACCAAACAGCAAGCAUUAUCCAAACAUCUGCCGCGGAGCUGGAGCCACAUAUCCUUCCUAUAUCAUUGAUAUCAAGGAUGUUGCACCCAACAUGAUCGAAGCUGGCAUUGCCAAUGACCAAAUUAAGGCCCUAAAGCCUUAUACGCUGCUUAUGACUAUAGAAGGACAUGGUGCCGCCGUGAAUGCGAUGCAAAUACACGGUGAUGAUAUUGUGACUGCGUCUGGGGAUCGCAUGAUCAAAGUCUGGAAUAUCCGUACUGGUGCUUGCAGUAAGACAUUGAUGGGCCACGAGAAGGGCAUUGCCUGCGUCGAAUUCGACAGCCGCAGAAUCAUCAGUGGCAGCAAUGAUAACACCGUUCGCAUUUAUGACCACAUCUCCGGCGCCGAGGUCGCAUGCCUGCGAGGCCACAGCAACCUUGUUCGCACCCUUCAAGCCGGGUUCGGCGAUCCUCCAGGUGCCGAGGAGACUCUCCGUCAAGAAACACAGGCAGUGGAAAAUGACUUUUACGCUGCCCAAGAGGCAGGACAAGCUGUGGACCUGGGUCACCAGGAGCAAAGACGCAAUGGCUAUGAAACAAACACUGCUGGGUCGCGUGAUCCUCGCGACAUCUCUGCACUGGGAGCCAAGAUCCCUCCUGGUGGUGGAGGCAGCAACUGGGCCCGCAUUGUGUCAGGGUCUUAUGACGAGUCAAUCCUGAUAUGGCACAAGGACCGCGAAGGCAGAUGGACACCGGCCCACCAGUUGAAGCAACACGAUGCAGUCGCCAAUGCCGCUCGCGCGAACCUCAGUCAAGUGGCGCGGACCACCGUCGCCGCCCAAGCUCAGCAAUUGCAAGCAGCACAAGUUUUGAUGACACUCCCUGGAACCCAGGUUGGUGGCCAAACCGCCAAUGCCAAUGCCGCCGCGCAAGCUGGACUUGCCAAUCAAAACAACCAGGUCCCAGCAGUGCCUGUUGCGGUCCCCAACGCUCAACCACCAAACCCUGCCCAUCACCACCACCACCACAUCCAUCCACGCAGACCGCCUCUGAUGCCCCAGACCACUGCAAGGGUCUUCAAACUCCAGUUUGACUCAAGGAAGAUCAUCUGUGCCAGUGUAGACCCGCGCAUUGUGGGAUGGGACUUUGCCAACGAUGAUGAAGAAAUCAUCGAGGCAUGCCCGUUCUUCCAGAGACUGUGA
Molecule: messenger RNA, 2469 nt
Organism: Penicillium soppii
Lineage: Eukaryota; Fungi; Ascomycota; Eurotiomycetes; Eurotiales; Aspergillaceae
Product: F-box and WD domain protein
Exons: 2
Coding region: 1-2469 (822 amino acids)
Molecular function (GO): protein binding
Source: RefSeq, a predicted model, not a curated record